Messenger RNA from Mesocricetus auratus (golden hamster), 3720 nucleotides. RefSeq names its product VGF nerve growth factor inducible (gene Vgf). Gene Ontology annotation, biological process: carbohydrate homeostasis; regulation of synaptic plasticity. The record is from RefSeq and is a predicted model, not a curated record. NCBI's taxonomy places the organism in Eukaryota, Metazoa, Chordata, Mammalia, Rodentia, Cricetidae. Gene Ontology annotation, molecular function: neuropeptide hormone activity.
CCCUAGGCCCCUCUCCCUGCUUUCUUUGAGAUGUCUGCUGUCACCUUGGCUCUCAAGUUUGGUUUUUCUCUCUCCUUCAGCCUGCUCCUUCAACCUGCUUCAGGUCCUUUCCCUUCCUCUCCCCUGCCCCCAUCUCUUCUCUUUCCUCUGGAACCCCACCUUUUUCUCCGCAGAGCUGAUGGCUUUUCUUCUGGUAAAGUCAAGCCACUGAUGGAAGGGAGAAGCCACCGCUGGUUAUAGAGAGAAAGCACGCUGAUAGAUUUUCUGCGCAAUCUCUGCGUCAUCGCCCCCCACUCCCGGAACCUCUAGCUGUCCGAGCCCCCAGCCCCAACCCCUCUGGGCAGGAGAUACGGUUGAAGGGUCUGAUGGCUGAGAGGGUCCAUCUCUGACGUUGCAGUGCACCCCGCCUCCGGUCGCGUUCAGACCUCCCUCCCCUACACGAACCGGUCGUGAGCAGACACGGCCCAGAGGCACACACAUCAUCAAUCUUUCCCUUUUCUCUUCCGACUAGGACCCUUUCCAAGGUGACUACCCAAACCGCAUUAGCCACCCAUCUGCCCUAGCCCUGGGCGGGCGUCCCGCACCGCAGACCCCCCCUCAGGUUCGCGUCGUCCUUGGGCUGUGGCUGAGCAGGGGGCCCGCCCCCUCCCCGGCCUUCAAACCCUUGCCGUCCCCCCCAUCCAGUAUCGAUCUCUUUCUUACUGGCGCCCAGUGCGAUGCUGGCGGGGCCCUCUUCCCAUCCUAUCCUGCUCAGCAACGCGGGCUCUGCGCCGCAAGUUGCUUUGUAACCCACCCUCCCGCCUUCUGGCUCCUCUGUACCCACCCUUCCAUUCAUUCUUCCAUUCAUUCAUUCAUCCUUUUCUCCUCGUCCCCCCUUCAUUCAUUCAAAGCCCCCCCGCCCCGCCCGCAUCCACAUUUCAUUCAUUCAUUCAUUCAUUCAUUUCCCGGAGCUCGGCUGGCGCACGCCCCUCCAGCCGAGGGCCUCACUGCGCAGGCGCAGGCCGGGAGCGACGCUCACCCUCCAAUCGCCGGACACCCACCAUCCACCGGGCACCCGCCCGCUUCCCCAUGAAUGAACACUGACGUCAACGGGGCGGGGCGAGCCCACGUGACCCCGCGCGCUCCCCUUUAUAAGGCGGCGGCGCGGGCGCUGUCCAGCGUGCUGAAGCCGGAGCGAGAGCGCUGCUGCCGACCCAGCUGAGCCCAGCUCCCAGGACGCCAGCCCGCGACCAUCGCUCGUACUCCAGGCACCGGACGGAGCCCGGGCGGACGGGUCCCCAUCUCCCCCCUGCCCCGACCCUCCUCUCCAGCUUCCGCCGUCGUGACACCGGCUGUCUCUGGCAGCCCGUUGGUCAUGAAAACCCUCACGUUCCCGGCAUCCGUCCUCUUCUGUUUCCUUCUACUGAUCCAGGGGUUGGGAGCAGCGCCCCCCGGGCGCUCCGAUGCCUAUCCUCCCCCCCUCAGCUCUGAGCAUAAAGAGCAGGUAGCUGAGGACGCAGUGUCCCGGCCAAAGGAUGACAGCGUCCCAGAGGUCCGAGCCGCUCGGAAUUCCGAGCCUCAGGACCAGGGAGAGCUCUUCCAGGGCGUGGAUCCCCGGGCGCUGGCCGCGGUACUGUUGCAGGCACUGGACCGUCCGGCCUCGCCCCCGGCGGUCCCAGGAGGCUCCCAGCAGGGGACACCCGAAGAAGCCGCAGAAGCUCUGUUGACCGAGUCCGUGCGCAGUCAGACCCAUAGCCUCCCGGCACCAGAGAUCCAAGCGCCCGCUGCGGCCCCCCCUCGCCCUCAGACUCAGGACAACGAUCCCGAGGCUGAGGACCGCUCAGAAGAGCUGGAGGCGCUAGCAUCCUUGCUCCAAGAACUUCGAGAUUUCAGUCCGAGCAACGCUAAGCGCCAGCAAGAGACGGCCGCAGCAGAGACGGAAACCCGCACGCACACGCUGACCCGAGUCAAUCUGGAGAGCCCCGGGCCAGAGCGCGUGUGGCGCGCUUCCUGGGGAGAGUUCCAGGCGCGUGUCCCGGAGCGCGCUCCUCUGCCACCCCCGGUCCCUUCGCAAUUCCAGGCUCGAAUACCCGAAAGCGCUCCCCUUCCCGAAACCCAUCAGUUCGGGGAAGGAGUGGCCUCCCCUAAAACACAUCUAGGUGAGACUUUGACACCCUUAUCCAAGGCGUACCAAAGCCUAGGUGGCCCCUUCCCCAAGGUGCGCCGGCUCGAGGGUUCGCUCCUGGGCGGCUCCGAGGCUGGAGAGCGCCUGCUUCAGCAAGGGCUGGCUCAGGUGGAGGCAGGGAGGAGACAGGCGGAGGCCACCCGGCAGGCCGCGGCGCAAGAAGAGCGGCUGGCCGAUCUCGCCUCCGACCUGCUGCUCCAGUAUCUGCUGCAGGGCGGAGCCCGGCAGCGCGAUCUCGGGGGUCGCGGGCUGCAGGAGACGCAGCAAGAGCGGGAGAGCGAGAGGGAGGAGGAGGCGGAGCAGGAGCGACGCGGUGGUGGGGAGGACGAGAUGGGGGAAGAGGACGAGGAGGCGGCGGAGGCGGAGGAGGAGGCGGAGGAGGCGGAGAGGGCGCGGCAGAACGCGCUCCUGUUCGCCGAGGAGGAGGACGGGGAAGCCGGGGCCGAGGACAAGCGCUCCCAGGAGGAGGCGCCAGGCCAUCGGCGGAAGGAUGCGGAGGGGGCAGAGGAGGGCGGGGAGGAAGACGACGACGACGAGGAGAUGGAUCCGCAGGCGAUCGACAGUCUCAUCGAACUGUCCACCAAACUCCACCUGCCAGCCGACGACGUGGUCAGCAUCAUCGAAGAGGUGGAGGAGAAACGGAAGCGGAAGAAGAACGCCCCCCCGGAGCCCGUGCCGCCCCCCCGGGCCGCCCCAGCCCCCACUCACGUCCGCUCCCCGCAGCCCCCACCUCCCGCCCCGGCCCGGGAUGAGUUGCCGGACUGGAACGAAGUGCUCCCACCCUGGGAUCGGGAGGAGGAUGAGGUGUUUCCCCCAGGGCCCUACCACCCCUUUCCCAACUACAUUCGGCCGCGGACACUGCAGCCACCCGCAUCCUCCCGCCGCCGCCACUUCCACCACGCGCUGCCACCUGCGCGCCACCACCCCGACCUGGAGGCCCAGGCCAGGCGCGCGCAGGAGGAGGCGGACGCGGAGGAGCGCCGGAUGCAGGAGCAGGAGGAGCUGGAGAAUUACAUCGAGCACGUGCUGCUGCGCCGCCCGUGACUGGCCCCGGCCCCGGCCCCGCGCGCCCGCCCCGAGCGGGGCGCGCCGCCACGCCCCCCCCCUCCGUGUCGCUCCUCCUCCCUCCCGGUGUUUGCAUGCGCCCCGGCUCCGCCCCUCGGCUGCCGCCCGGCCCCGCCCCACGUGACCCCGCCCCGAGCUCUGUCGGGACCGGACCUGUCAGACUUCCUCCGGGUCUGCGGUCCAGAACUCCCCAAACUCACGGGCGACCCCGGGGCCGUCCCAGGCGGGUGGGUGUUUCUGUGCGAGUCCCCUUACGCCCCCGCUUCCUCCAGGGGCCUCGUCCCCACUUAGUUCCUCUUGAGACUCCCAGGUCCCAAACGGGGAUGUCUGGUCUCAUUAAUCUUGUGAAGUGUCUGUCUCCCAGCCUCGGGGCCCCCGGAGCCUCCCCCUUCUCCAAAUCGCUGUGAACCCACCCACUCCUUGCCCUUCUCUGUUGUAAAUACCCCUCACGGAGGAAAUAGUUUUGCUAAGAAAUAAAAGUGACUAUUUUA